GAAGAGUUCUGUAGGACAGAAAUCACAACAUUUGGAGUGAGAGGAUGUUAGGAACCGAUGUGAAUGCUCUCCGGGACGUUUCUGGCUGCAGGAGUGAACACGUGAUUGGCCGGACGUGGCUGAACCUGUCUGACAGCAGCAGAGACAGACGCCGCUGGGACGGCCCGUCUGCGUCUCACAGACGGCUCUGUCUCUCUGUGAGUGACGACAGGAUGGAGACGUUUCUCUCAGGGUUUCUUCUCCACCUUUACUCACAUUAACAACGAAGCAUUUGUGCAAACUGAGGAGAAAAAGGCCAACAUGAAGACUCCGGUGAGCCUGAGAUGAAGCUGAUGUGAGACAAAGACGAAACUUUGAGGAGAAGUGAAGAACUUAUGGAGGACGCCGUUUAUCGAAUUCCAGACUCCUGCAGAGUGGGCCGGCCUCUGGAUGGGAGCCAUCCGGAUCUCAGGUCCCAGUUCAGGUGGGCCAGGAAGUCCAGCUUGACCGCCGGAUGCAAAGCAGAGUCGUACUCCGUGGCCGACAGUGACGGCAGCAUCAGCCCGUCGGUGGCGUCUCCGCCUCAGCAAGCGUCCGGCAGCACCAGCCCCUGCUCGCACUCCUCCUUCGGCGGAACACGCCACCCUGUGAGCACCUUGAAGAAGUGGCUUUCCAACCCGGUCCGGAAGCUGAGCUCUGGAGCCCGGAGUGAAGCGGACAAGCAGAUCUUCAGGUCGGAGGAGAAGCCGCCGUCAGAGCUGCUGUUUCCGCACAGCGAGAGCCGGCAAAGUUCUCUGAAAACGCAGGACCCCCCGUCCUCUCUGACGGCUGGAAGCAUGGAGUGGAGAAACGGUCCUCUGGACCCGACACUUUCCCCGCUGGCCCAUCAGAACUGCUUAUGUGAACGGCAGCAAAGCAGAGACUCGCAGACUCUAAGUCAGAAGUCCAGCAUUAACACUCUACCAGGAGACGACGGCGGGACAGCAGCUGAAGACUCGACCAGUCAGGGGUCUGCUGCAGUGGACAGUGAGGAGGAAAGAAACGUGGCUUUGGAGAAGAGCUUAUAUGUUCUGACGGAGCUCAUCGAGACAGAGAGGUUGUAUGUAGAGGAUCUGGGAUUAAUAGUGCAGGGCUACAUGAGCAUGAUGUCCAGCCAGGGCGUCCCAGAGGAUCUGAGAGGGAAGGACAGGAUUGUCUUUGGAAACAUCCAGCAAAUUUACGACUGGCACAAAGAAUAUUUCCUGGGAGAGCUGGAGAGAUGUGUGGAUAACCCGGACAGCCUGGCCAAGCUCUUCAUCAAACACGAGCGACGUCUUCACAUGUACGUGGUUUACUGCCAGAACAAACCCAAGUCGGAACACGUUGUCUCUGAAUACAUUGAGACCUACUUUGAGGAUCUCCGGCAGCAGCUGGGUCACCGACUGCAGCUCAACGACCUCCUGAUCAAGCCGGUGCAGAGGAUCAUGAAGUAUCAGUUGCUGUUGAAGGACUUUUUGAAAUAUUAUAGCAAAGCUGGGCGGGACGUCGAGGAGCUUCAGAAUGCGGUGGAGGUGAUGUGUUUCGUGCCAAAGCGGUGCAACGAUAUGAUGAAUGUGGGGAGACUCCAAGGAUUUGAGGGGAAAAUCACGGCUCAGGGGAAGCUGCUCCAGCAGGAUACGUUCUCUGUCAGCGAGCAGGAAGCCGGCCUCCUGUCCAGAGCCAGGGAGAGGCGUGUCUUCCUGUUCGAGCAGCUGGUCAUCUUCAGCGAGCCCAUCGAUAAGAAGAAGGGCUUUUUGCUGCCGGGGCUCAUCUUUAAAAACAGCAUCAAGGUCAGCUGUUUGGGUGUGGAGCAGCCCUCGGAGGAGGACCCGUCCUGUCUGGUCCUGACCUCCCGGGGGACCGACAGCAGCGUGACCCGUUUCAUCAUGCACGCCUCGUCUCCAGAGACGCAGCAAGCGUGGUUCAAUGACGUAGUCCAGAUCUUAGAGACUCAGAGGAACUUCCUCAACGCCCUCCAGUCUCCCAUAGAGUACCAGCGCAGGGAAAGCCUGUCAAACAGCCUGGGCAGGACCAUGAAGUCUCCGGCUGCGGCGCCGUCCGGCCAGCGGCUGCACUCCUCGGGGUCCGUGGACAGACCUCACCAGCCCUGCCUGCUGUCCUACAACAACUCGCUGCCCUCCCUCCACUCGCCGCGGCUGCAGCCGAGCUCCAAGACUUCUAAACAGUGUGAAGCCACAUUUGGAGCCGCUCCGUUUUCCUCCUUCCAGCAGCUCAGUCUGUGCUCCAAGAUGAAGCCGGACUGUGCUUCAUGCAGUAGCAUGUCACCCUGCAGCCAUCACCGCCAGAAGGGGGUGUCUGCCAGUUUCCAGACCAUCACGUUCUGUGACUCCGCCUCCUAUCCGACUCAUCGACCGCACAGCUUGGAUCAGCUAAAGGAGACGGAGCAUCAAUGAGGCAUAAACUGUGUUGUGUCGCUCCCGCACUGAGAUCAUCGCUGCCGAGUCUGUUAUCAUAUACAGAAACAGUGAGAUGAAUACAUGCUGAAGAUCUCCAGUGUUUUAUUGCUUCAUAUUACAAAUGUUUCAGUUUCUUAUUCUUUUCAUGAAAAGCUUCUUAUUUGAUAUGUUUGUUAUAUUUUUACGAAUUGAAUUUGUUGUGAAAUCCUCAGAAUAAAUCUUGACUUUGUGUCCCUGAACAGCUGUAGCUUCUAGAUAGAGUCUGGAUCCAUCCGUGCUCCCUCAGAUUUAACGUUUUUUUAACCCUUUCAUUGUGAGCGUUAUCUGGGUUCAACACUUCUGUGAAUGACACCAAAGUAUGUCUGAUAAGGAAGCAUUGUCCAUCAUUUCUAUGGGAUUGUACUGUCAUGAACGUGUACUAUUUAAAGAGAAGUGUUUUUUUUUUCUCUUCAGUCGAUGUUCUGUUUGUUCAGGCAUAAAAUGUCAUGAAUCCACUGUGGAACGAUCAUUCUCUGUCCAGAGUCUGUUUCUCUUUGUUUCUCUGCUCGACAUUCUGCAGAAAACGUUUCCUAUCAUUUCAAAAGCCUGUUUGGCCCACAAGGCCUCCACCAAGUAAAUGUUUUCUCUCUGUUAUGUAUUUAUUAUUAAACCUUUGAGGAGACGAGUUUGAGCAAACGUCUGAAGUGUUUGUGUAGAUUACUUCAGUUUGUGUUUCUUUAAGUUAUAGAACGAAUGAAAAAACCUCAGAGAUCAAACAUUUGCUGCUGAA
This is a messenger RNA of Oryzias melastigma (Indian medaka), 3183 nucleotides long. It is a transcript of the gene arhgef25b, whose product is annotated as Rho guanine nucleotide exchange factor (GEF) 25b. The record is from RefSeq and is a predicted model, not a curated record. Gene Ontology annotation, molecular function: guanyl-nucleotide exchange factor activity. Bases 375 to 2411 code for a protein of 678 amino acids. Gene Ontology annotation, cellular component: plasma membrane; cytoplasm. The transcript has 17 exons. Gene Ontology annotation, biological process: axon guidance. NCBI's taxonomy places the organism in Eukaryota, Metazoa, Chordata, Actinopteri, Beloniformes, Adrianichthyidae.